AUGGACCCAAAUCCGCGGGCAGCCUUGGAGCGCCAGCAGCUCCGGCUUCGGGAGCGGCAGAAAUUCUUUGAGGACAUUUUACAGCCUGAGACGGAGUUUGUCUUCCCCCUGUCCCACCUGCAUCUUGAGUCGCACAGACCCCCCAUAGGUAGUAUCUCAUCCAUGGAGGUGAAUGUGGACACACUUGAGCAAGUGGAGCUUAUCGACCUGGGGGAUCAAGAUGGAGCAGACGUGUUCUUGCCUUGCGAAGACCCUCCACCAACCCCCCAGACGUCUGGGGCGGACGACUGUCCUGAGGAGCCGAGCCUACCAGUGCCCACGCCAGACAGGACGAUGUCUCGUACUUCCUCCUCGUCCUCUGACUCCUCCACCAACCCGCACAGCCCCGAUGCCAGUGACGGUGGAGCAGACACGCCCCUGGCACAGUCUGACGAGGAGGAGGAUGGAGGCCGUGACGGCGGGGCAGAGCCCAGAGCCUGCAGCUAGCAGUGGGCCCCCACCUACAGACUGUGUGAGCUGCCUCGUCUCCACUGGAGACCCCAGGCCCGGCCAGAGCCCUUUGGAGAAGACCAGACUCUUUACUGCAGUAGGCACCAGGGGGAGGAAAGGAGGGUGGGAUGGUGUGCCUUCCUGGGAAUUAACCCACUCCUGCUUUACUGCUAACCUUCCCUUGCUGCAUCCUUCCGCUAUUCGUUAGAAUAUUUGGAAUUAGCUGGGCAUUUGGAAUAUAGUUUUGAACAAGACAGGCGCCCUGCCUUCAUGGAGGAGAAAAAAAAAUCAAGAAAAUACCAUGGUUUUGGCUUACUCCUGAAGUAGGGCCCACGAGUGAGGAGAUGGAAGAUGAGAUAGGUUGAGAUGCCACUGCUUUUCUUAGCACUCUUCCCUCCUCCAGACUGUCCUAAGUCUCCUAAACCAGUGUCUCUAAGCGGACGUGAACUCCUUAACACUCCCAGGGAGAUGGUCCUGCAGCCAUCCUGCUUCCUUCCAUCCUUUUUGGAACAGGGCAUGGUGUGAAUAAUAAAUAGAUAACAAUA
Dama dama (fallow deer) is the source of this 1034-nucleotide messenger RNA. It is a transcript of the gene DBNDD2, whose product is annotated as dysbindin domain containing 2. NCBI's taxonomy places the organism in Eukaryota, Metazoa, Chordata, Mammalia, Artiodactyla, Cervidae. The coding region runs from base 1 to 486 and encodes 161 amino acids. The transcript is spliced from 3 exons. Gene Ontology annotation, biological process: negative regulation of protein kinase activity. Gene Ontology annotation, cellular component: cytoplasm. The record is from RefSeq and is a predicted model, not a curated record.